Messenger RNA from Periophthalmus magnuspinnatus, 700 nucleotides. RefSeq names its product dual specificity protein phosphatase 13-like. Gene Ontology annotation, cellular component: cytoplasm. Gene Ontology annotation, molecular function: MAP kinase phosphatase activity; protein tyrosine/serine/threonine phosphatase activity. NCBI's taxonomy places the organism in Eukaryota, Metazoa, Chordata, Actinopteri, Gobiiformes, Gobiidae. The transcript has 3 exons. Bases 39 to 602 code for a protein of 187 amino acids. The record is from RefSeq and is a predicted model, not a curated record. Gene Ontology annotation, biological process: protein dephosphorylation; negative regulation of MAPK cascade.
UCCUGUCCAAAAUACUGCGGCUUUGCUCGCCAUCCAAAAUGUCCCACCGAAGAAAGAGGAAGGAGUACCUCACUGUGAAGGACCUGCAGAAAAUGCUGGACUCGUGCAAGCUUCAUCUGGGACAAAUCGAUGAAGUGUGGCCUAAUAUCUUCAUCGGGAAUGUUGCAGUAGCUCAGAAUAAGACCGCUCUGGUGAGGUUGGGCAUCACUCAUGUGUUGAACGCCGCUCACUCGAAGCAGGGAAGCAUCGGCAACCAGCAUUUCUACGGCAACGACUUUGUUUACCUCGGGAUCCCGGCUGAGGACUCUACCUACUUCGACCUGGACCAGUACUUCAGGCUCGCAGCGGAUUUCAUUCACAGAGCAAUCAAGGCUCCAGAUGGGAAGAUUUUGGUGCAUUGCAUUAUGGGAAUGAGCCGUUCGUCCUCUCUGGUUUUGGCCUACCUCAUGAUCUACGAGCACAUGUCGCUGAAACAGGCACUGCACUGCGUCGUCCAGAAGAGGGCGAUCUACCCCAACAGAAACUUCCUGGCUCUGCUCCUGGACCUGGACCUGCAGCUCAUGAAGAAGAGGAAAAAGAGGAGGAUGUGUGCCAUUCUGUGACAAACUGGGAUCAAACUAGGGCUGCGUCCCAUUUCUGUUCAAUAACUGUGCACUUGCCUCCUUGAGUCCUUGUUUCCUCAGUUUAACCACACUUGGAA